Molecule: messenger RNA, 1344 nt
Organism: Insectozyma verbasci
Lineage: Eukaryota; Fungi; Ascomycota; Pichiomycetes; Serinales; Debaryomycetaceae
Source: the annotation of a GenBank genome assembly
AUGUUAACUAUAUUCAUACUAUUCAUUAAUUCAUGUUUAUCAAGUACUAUAAUGAUACUGUAUAAGCCAGAAUUAAUACCGCAUAAUCAUAACAAACAACAAGAAAAUCAACAACGACCAAUACAUGGUCAUCCUAAUAAUAACAACUUUAAUAGUUCCAGUGCCUCAUUUAUAUUCAUAUCAUUUAUCAUUUGUUUAACUUUACUGUUGCUUAUAUUAAUCUGUGGGUUAAUAUUUUAUUUCAUUAAAAGGUCAACAAAAUUAUCUGAAGAUGAAAUAGAUAGAGAUGAAGAAAAUCAAGCUUAUUUACAAUUGAAUAGUGAUGAACAAGAAUUAUAUUUCCAAUCAAAAGAAUUUUUAAAAGCUCAUCCAUUUUUAACGGGAGAUUUAACAUUAUCACAAAAUUUAUCAAUUCAAGAAAAAGGUAUAUCAGCAUUUGAAUUUCAAAAACAUCCAAUGUUAACAAAUAAUGAUUUAAUAAUAGUGAAUAAAACAGAAUUAAACUUUUUCAAAAAUUUUGAAUGUUCAACUCAGACCAAUUUACCAAUCCCAUUAAAAAAUGAAGUUUAUUGUUUUGAAGCUAAAAUUUAUUCAUUACCUAACCCAGAAGAGACUUUAAUUUCUAUUGGACUCGGUAUUAAACCAUAUCCAUGGUUUAGACUCCCCGGCAGACAUCAAUACAGUAUUUCAUACGAUUCAGAUGGUUAUAGAAGGAAAAAUCAACCAUUUAAUGAAUUAAAUAAAGAUUAUACACCCCCAUUUCCAUCAUUUGUAGAAGGUGACGUUAUUGGAGUAGGUUAUAGAUGUAGAUCAGGUACUGUUUUCUUUACUAGAAAUGGUAAAAAAAUAAGUGAAUCUAAGAUUGGAGGACAUUUUAAAAAUUUUAAACCUGGUCAAUUAUUUCCAACUAUUGGAGCUAAUAAUAUUUGUUCAAUUCAUGUUAAUUUAGGUCAACGUGGAUUUGUUUUCAUUGAAGGUAAUGUUAAAAACUGGGGAUUUGCUCCCAUUGAAGGUAAUGGACCAUCUCCACCAGAAUAUAAAAAAUUUAAUACUGAUAUUUUAUUAGAAAGAAGUGAAAUUGAUGAAGAUGAUUUAAGUGAUAGAGAAAAUGAUUUCCCACCAAAUUUUUGGUCAAAUGGGUCAAUUAUAACAAAUGAAGAUGAAGAAAGGAUAACUUUGAAUAGUUUACCACCUCAACCACCAUCAUAUGAAGGAGAAGGAGAAGGAGAAGGAGAAGGAGAACAAAUAGAUGAAGAAGAAGAACAAGGCAAUGAGAAUGAGACUGAUAAUGAGGAACAUGAUCAAGUGGAAGAUGAUGAACAUGAAGAGAAUCAUAGGUUAUAA